This is a messenger RNA of Spinacia oleracea (spinach), 3702 nucleotides long. Its product is annotated as putative pentatricopeptide repeat-containing protein At3g23330. The record is from RefSeq and is a predicted model, not a curated record. Lineage: Eukaryota; Viridiplantae; Streptophyta; Magnoliopsida; Caryophyllales; Amaranthaceae. Gene Ontology annotation, biological process: RNA modification. Gene Ontology annotation, molecular function: protein binding; RNA binding. Bases 440 to 1867 code for a protein of 475 amino acids. The transcript has 6 exons.
GCACCCAUUCGCCUGCCACUAGUUUGUUUAGAAUCUAAGGCAUGCUGUAUAAAACUCCCGCUAGCAGAUUUAAAAAAGGAAGCGAACGUUAAACAAGCAGAUUUUCUAUUACCUUCUCUCAUCCAACAUUCAUGGAAGCAGGCCGCUUCACAUUUCUCCACGCAUUGAUCUAGUUCUUUCCUCGACUCGAAACCGCAACCUCGAAGAUUUGAUGUUCGUGUUUUCCUCCGGUCGCCAUUGAAAGCAGUUCUUAAAUGCAGUUCAGCUCCAAUAUCAGAAUUCCGAAACCAUUAAUCUGAAAGAGCUCUAAAUUUUCUGGCUAAGGAGGUAACCUGUUGCAUUACUUGCAUACAGAGGCAGCCACAGCUGUUAAUAACCGCCAAAGUAUCUGCGCCUAAGUAAUGUUAUUCAUGGUAAAGGGGAAAUAGAGAUUGAAAGAAUGGUAUGUUGGUAUGCUGAAGAGAAGUCUGUCAUCUGUUCACUAAACCAUUUUACAUCAACCAAUAAGUUCAAUGAGAUCAAGAAAUUCCAUGGCCAACUACUUCGAAAGGGAUUUCUUUUUAGUUCCCUUGACGUUCUUACUAAACUUAUGUAUUCAUGUAUAACUGUGGCGUCCAACAAAAAUACACUUCAAAGUUUAACCAGCUUCAUCUCUUCCAUAAGAUCUCAAAAUCCAUUACCCUUAAACAUAUUACUUGCUGAAUUUAAUCGAAAUGGAUUCUUUUCUUUGGCUCUUAGGACACUCUCUUUGAUGCAUAUCCAUGGUGUUCCUCUGGAUUCUUAUGCCCUAUGCAGUGCUUUAACUGCUGCUUCAAGUGCCAACACUUUUAAUUUUGGUAAGCAGAUGCAUACCUAUAUAGUGAAGGCAGGUUGGUCCGGAAGUGUAUUUGCGGGUAGUGCUGUUGUUGGUUUGUAUUCUAGAUCACUACUCAUCGAUGAUGCAGAAAUAGCAUUUCAUGAAAUUCCAAUGAAAAAUUCCGUUUGCGCGAAUGCCCUUUUAGCAGGUUAUGGUGAGGCCAAGCUUUGGAUUAAGGGAAUUGAGCUGUUAAGAAAGAUGCCUUUGCUGAAUCUGAAUUAUGAUCCCUUCACUUUGACGGCAGCUUUAUGUGCAUGUGCAGGGCUGUCUGCUAUUGGCCUUGGUAAGCAAGUGCAUGCCUAUGUGCUCCGGACAAAUUCUGGCUUAGAAACUGAUGUGGUCUUCUUAAGUUCAUUAAUUGAAAUGUAUGGGAGAUGUGGGUUAGUAAGCAAGGCUCUACAAGUUUUUAACUUAUCCGGACUUGAAUUUGGUGAAAAGAAAAAGAGGGACAUUGUUCUGUGGACUUCAAUGUUAGGGUCGUAUGGCAGAAGUGGGCAUUAUAUAGAAGUAGUUCAGUUGUAUCGGGACAUGUUGGUUGAAGGAGUGAGGCCUGACAAGGUAGCCUUUGUGGCUGUUAUAUCAGCUUGUGCUCACACUGGCGAAGUUGAUCUUGGUCUAUCUUAUUUUGAGUCCAUGAUCCGUGACUUUAGGCUAGAUCCUGGCACUGAGCACUUCAGUUGUAUAGUUGACUUGCUUUGCAAGGCUGGUGAGUUGGAGAAGGCUUGGAAGCUAGUGAAUCAGAUGACUGGAAAAGGGCUUGGCAUUUCUGUCUCAUUAUGGGGAGCGCUUCUUAAUGCUUGCAAGGAUCGUGGUAAUGUUAAUUUGGCAAGGAUGGCUGCUAAGAAGGCUCUUGAAUUGGAUCCUCAAAAUGCUGGGGUUCUUGCUUUAUUGUCAAACUUGUAUGCUAAGUUCGACAUGUGGGACGAGAUUGAACAAUUAAGUAAUUUGAUGAAAGAACAGGGGAUAAAGAAAGCUGCUGGAUGUAGUUGGAUAGAGAUGCACAUGUUAUGAACGUUAUCAAGAUGGAAUCCUGCUGUUUAAGAGUAUAUCACUUGAUUGAUUUCUUAUUCCCAGAGCAAUCAGGUGCUUUAGUUGCAAUUGUUGCUUGAAUGAAGAAAAAUCCAAAAGUAAGCAUCCUAACUCUUAAGUUACAUUAGGUCUCAGUUGAUCACCCAGUGAUGCGUUUUCUCUCUACGUAUUUGGUGAAACAUUCGGAUCUCUUAUCAUGCUAUGGCUCUAGUUAGGGUCAUCGAAAAAUGAGAGGUGUUGCGCAAUAUUUAAUCAUCUCAUUCAGUAACUUUGUCAGAGGAGGUGAGUACUGAAACUUGCAGCAGCUUAUACCAGGUCAGCUUAUCAGCUGCAUUUUCUAGUACAUAGUUACAACUUACAAGUGCUGUUUAAUUCUUGUUCAGCUAUCUUCAAACCUUUGUGUAACAUAGGGGCUUCCCUCCAAUCAGGGAUAUCUAUUCGGCUAAUUCACCCAUCCUGAAUUUAACAGAAUAAAAACUUGCAAUCAAGAUUUUAACAAUGUGGGUGACAUUAUAUUAUUCAUUGUUUGGGUGUGCUCCAUUGGUGCACCUUGGUUCGUUGGAUGUUUUUAUCAGUAGUCAUGUGAUACAUUUGAAAGGUUUUAACUAGAAAAUGUGAUGUCCUUAGUGUAUCUAGUCUUUUACAAAUUGGACACUUCAAGAUCGGGCCUUGUUCUCCACAGGAGCCAGGAUUAAAGACUAAAGUACACUAAAUAUUUACUACACAACAUAAAGUGAAGGUCAAACUCAAACUUUAAUGUGUGGUACUGUUGAUACUUGAUAGAGUAGAUAAUAGUGCUUUGAUAAAUUGCUAAGAACCACUGAUAUAACAUGUGCAAACAGGUUAGUGUACAACUUAGAAACAUGCAAUUUACUCUAUUGGAUGCUGUUGCUUGGAUUUAGGAGUAGGAUAACGUGUGGCUAAGAGCCCGAGACACUUUUGUCUGUGGAUACUCAUAGAAUAAUUUGAAUAAUCAAAGAACCUUUCCCUAGUAAUGGAUAUGUUUGGGACCUGAUGUUGAGUGUCCAGAUCUAUUGAAUAUUUGAACAGUACAUCUGUUUUUAUUUAUACUGGUUACAGGUCUAAUGCAGAAUUGCAGAUGCUAUGGUGUAAUAUGGAUGCAUACUGCUGGAUGGAAAAAAGCUAUUGUAUUAUUUUUGUCUAUACAUUUUUCUGAUAUGAAACAAACUCUAGUCGAAUCACUGUGGAAGCUCAUAUUUCCAAACUAAAAGAGAGCUGAGUCUAUCAGCAACAAGAACAGCCUCAACCACCACGUAGAGAUUAGGAGAUUUUAACCUCCAAUGUCAUCAUCUUUGCAUGUGCUUAUGGUUUUGCAGACGUGAUCUUGUCAUUCAUCUGGAAUUGACUAUUAACAGUUUUCGGCGUUGUUUACUAUCAUCAAUGUGGAGGACCAGCAAGCUAAGAAGCAAAAAACUAGUUGUGAUUAGCUGGUCCCUCUCUUUCCUUCCUUCACUCACAGUCUUAAGUUUUAAUUAUCUUCCCCCUUUUAAUGUUAAACCACAAAUAUUGUCUUCCUUGCUGUUUUAGACUCUCCUCAACCUCUUCCUUAGAAGAAUAUCUUCCUGUCCAAAUCUCCUCCUCAAAUAGGUCAGUAUCCCAUUAUUUAUGUCAUUAAAUGCUUGUCUACCUUUAUUUUUCAAGUCAUUUUUAUUCAAUUAUGGCUUAUGCCAUAUUGUCCCCUUUUCCAACUCUAUUGUGACUUCAAAUUGCCUGGAUUUUUUUGGUAACAUCAGUACACAAGAAGGUUCAAUGCAUAUUUAUUUUUAUUUUACAACAUGACCUGUGUUUGUUCAUGA